UUCGCUUCACUCACGCGGCAACGUACGAAUUUGGGACGUGUCAUCUGGCGUGUGCCUAGCCUAUAAACAUGAAUAAAUCAUACUGAAUAAUACAGGACAAGGCGGCAGACCGUGGGACAAUUCCGUGGGACAAUUCCGUGGGACAGACUGGAAGACCGUCAGGGCCAGCAGUGCUUCGGUUGCAAGCAAUUCGCCUUUCUCACGAUGACGAAUGUGCCGCCAUUUUUGUGGUAAUUUUUUUUAAAUUGUGAGCGCAAUACCUUGUCAGGGCGGCUGUCUAUGAUUUUAGGCUUAAUUUAUUGUUCAAAUGGUCUAUGGAAUCUUGAAAAAUGCUUCUUACAUUGCUAUUAUUGUUUAAACACAUUUAAGAAAAUUGAAAAUACCCCAAAAAUGGCGGAUAUUCGUCAUUGCGAGAAAGGUUAAUUGAAGUAAAAUAUUUAAGAUAUUGAGCAGAGGGCAGAGAGGCUUAAGACUGGCAAGCAGAACUUGGAAGAUGAUAAGUAGCGUUUCCUUAUCUGUUUUUGAAUAAAAAAAUAUAAAAACUUUGAUAUUUUUUAUAAGAAAUAUGGAUACUGUCUCGAAAAAUCACCCAGGCAGCUGCUAUAAUAGCAGCUGUGGAAAAGUUGUAACAAUAUUCUUGACAAUCAUGUUUAUCAGAUGACCUGCUGUCAAGAAAGUAGUUCGAGCAUGAAAUUUAAACGAGAAACGUCAACGUUCAAGGGCUUUAAUGAAUACGGAACUGGUGGUUAUUUGCCUCUGAAAUCAUUGUUGUCGAAUGAUUGUUCACAUUGUUGUUUAAUAUAUAAUGCUGAAUACGACCGUGACACGCGGUUAUAUAUAAAUUGUUUUCGUUGUUUCGUUUUUGUUGUUUCGUUUUUUUUGUUAACCAUUAACUUGUCAUUGCCUUUGGCUUUGGCUUUGGGUGGAGAAAUCAACCAAAAGACUUUUUUGUCUCAUAUCAGCCCAAGGAAAAUUUCCCUGAACCGACCUUAAAUGACCUUAACAAGCUCACCAGGAAAUAUUGUAUAAAUUCCCGACAAUUGGUUGCUUAUAAUUGCUUAUAAAGACAAGCACUCAGCAAACAGCUUUGGCGGUAUCCAGCUAUUGAAUUGUAACACGAGGUUAGUCAACUGCUAGCCGUUGGCAGUAAUUGAGCGACAAAAGUCACGGAACACAACAGCAGAAGAAAAAGUCGGAAUAAAAUCAAAGGAUGAUCCUUUACUCAGUAACAAUGCUUUUCCAGUGUUUUUACCUCUUCGUUUUUGCUAUGCAACAAGUGAAUGCCAAAGACGACAAAUCAGCUCGCCUAACGUUUUGGGAUUCAUUCGACUGGAAAAUAACUAUACAAAGACACCGUCAAGACAUUAUCGCAUUAAAAGGUUUGUUUAAUAUUGACUCGGCAGACCUGGAAGAUAUUAAAAUUCCUGGAGCAACUUGCAACGAAACGGAAAAAAGAACGGCAAAAUUAAGUCGUCCUGGAUUUGUGAAGAUGCAUUGCAAGUGUAAUUUGGAAAGCUCGACAUUUGAUGCAAAACGAAUGACUUGUGUUGCAAACAAGAAACUCAAACAAGGAUGUCGAUUCACGACCGGAUCUUGGCGAUGGAGCACGAGUUGGAUAUGGAGUAAAGUAGAUGAUCCGUUGAUAGUGCUGGAUAUAAAGCAUGCAUAUGGGAUCACUACAGGAUUUAAUGCGACAACUAUAGAAUAUCAGUUUUGUACAGUGGAGUCCAUCAACUACCUGGGUGAAAACAAGCUGGAGACUUCAAAUUCGUCUUUUAUUAACUAUUCCAAACCAGCAAUGUUCAAGUUACAUAACAUAUGGCAUCUUUCAUGGAAUGUUGAUAAUUUGCCAGCUGAAGUUAAGAAAAGUUUGGAAGGAAAAUUUCUGAAAUUUCAAAUUGAGUGCGAAAAACCAGGGCCGCCUGAAAAUGAGGAUGAAGAGUUGCAAAUAUCUUCUUGUAUCGUAGUCAAAGUUGCCGGUCAGUUAACUGUUCAAUCCAAAUCCUGGGGAAAGUCUCAACUGAACAUAACAAACAACAUCGAAGCGAACAUAACAAAAAACAUCGAAGCGAACAUAACAAACAACAUCGAAGCUCAAACCAGUGCAAACGAUGAAAGCGCAUUUCUUAUCCCUUUGCUUGUUUCUAUGGCUAUCGUUUUAACUGUUGUUGUUGCUAUUGCUGUAUGCUAUACAAGACGACUCGUCUGUUUCGCACAAAGAGUGCAAUCUCAUGAAAUUAUACUCCCCGACGAUACUGUCGUUGAGACGGAAUUGAUGAAGAAUGUACACGAUGAAAGUGUCGCUUAAGAUUGAAAUUCACGGCAAAAGGAAAUUACUGAUGAAUUAUAUCUAGGCUAAUUUUUUAGUCUGGUUUUAUUUUCACUUCAUACUUCUCUCUUUCCAACCAAACAGGAUGAAUACUAAAAGUAUUCUUCCUAUAUUUAAGAGGCUGAUCGUAUUUAACAGUAUUUGGGCGAAAGACAAGCUGCCCAUUUCGUUAACAUUCAGAGUAUAUAUAUAUAUAGGCCAUAAGGAUACAACCAGCCCAAUAAAUCACAAAGUCAGUAAGCCAAUUUAUCACCAUUUAGCACCUAAUUCACGAUU
Messenger RNA from Dendronephthya gigantea, 2605 nucleotides. RefSeq lists its product as uncharacterized. The record is from RefSeq and is a predicted model, not a curated record. The coding region runs from base 1211 to 2308 and encodes 365 amino acids. The transcript is spliced from 6 exons. NCBI's taxonomy places the organism in Eukaryota, Metazoa, Cnidaria, Anthozoa, Malacalcyonacea, Nephtheidae.